Messenger RNA from Paramecium octaurelia, 571 nucleotides. The record is from the annotation of a GenBank genome assembly. Lineage: Eukaryota; Ciliophora; Oligohymenophorea; Peniculida; Parameciidae.
UUUAUAUCAAUGUUGAUUCAUCUAAUUUAUGUAGUAUUAAACGUACUCAUAUUGUUCAAUGACUUCUGUGAUGUAAGUUUGCAAAAUCAAAUUUUCAAUUUACUCCUUUUGGUCACAAUAGGUGUUUAGGUAUACAAGUAUGCCUUAUAAUGGAUUUUAUAAGAUAAAGAAAAAGUAAAAUCAAUAUUAUAGUGGAAUAGGCAGAAUCUGUGUUUAUGAAAAAUGUGUAAAAAUUGACUUCAUUCAGCAAACUACCUGAGACUUUGUUAAGAUAAUAUAUUAUGCCAUAAUUAAUUGAUGCAAUAACCUUAAAGAAUAUAGUAAAAAAUUCAUAAAUAUUUAGUAACACACUGUGGCUUUCUUUAUAGCUUUAAAUUUAGGAAUAUCCUAUUUGUCAUUGUUCCUAACAAAUAAGGCAGUAAGAAGUAUUUCAUUACAUCUAAUGUAUGGGGUAUAUUAUCAUUAUAAUAAAAAUUAAUAACCAUAUCAAUUUUGGAUGUAAAGAGUUAAAAAAAUCAUUUCAGAGAAGUUUGAUGCUUUAACAAGCAAGAUUUAAAAGUAAAAAGUAUGA